Messenger RNA from Suillus plorans, 1231 nucleotides. RefSeq lists its product as uncharacterized. The record is from RefSeq and is a predicted model, not a curated record. Lineage: Eukaryota; Fungi; Basidiomycota; Agaricomycetes; Boletales; Suillaceae. The transcript has 12 exons. Bases 157 to 1068 code for a protein of 303 amino acids.
UACCAAGUUCACCUCUCACCUCACACAUUCUCUCACAAUAUGACCAUGGUCUCAAAUGAUCCCACUUGGUGGCCGGCCAUCAAUGCAUAUUGUUUUGCCAGCUAUUUUGGAGGUUCGUGGAGAGCAGUCGGAUGUUGAAGCUGAGCGCUGACUCAGAUGUCUCAAUCUAACCUUGGCUCCGGUAUCGCAGUUGCUGCCUUUGUUGGGGUGAUGUAUGAUUGGGCACUCACAUUCGGACAAGAGGUCGAAUUGAUCUGGAGGCAACGCUGGUCCCUAAUGACAGUGACGUAUCUCAGUGUGCGCUACCUUGGAAUCCUAGUUGCUGCUCUGUACAUGGUUGGCACUGUUCCGACCAUCUUGCUGACAGAUACAGUGAGCCGGAUGAUGUACAUUAUAUGGAAUUGGACGAAUGUUGUGGUAUUUGCGAUGCUGUGGGUCAUCAUCAUCACUCGGUUGAAUGCCAUGUAUCAACGAUCCAGAAAAAUCCUGAUAUUUCUUGUUGUCACCUUCCUGGCGAUCAACACUUUUGAAGGAGUGACAGUCGUAAUAUCAACGAUCCAGACUUCAGGAGAGGAAUUCAUUCUCUCCGGCACCUACCAGUGCAUGAUCAGCUAUACAGGAGAUACCCUACCAAUUCUGAAUCCUGCUGCUUGGGUAAUCUACGUUGUGUGGGAGGUCCUUGCACUAUGUCUCGCAGUCUGGAUUGCAGUAAAACACUUCCGUGAACUGCGAUUACAUUCGGCAGGAGGGAUUAUCGGGGACUGUUUUACGGUGUUGAUGAAAACUCAUGUGCUUUACUUUGCAAGCUUUGUUGCUGUCUCUUGCUUCGAGCUCAUCGUUGAAUUCUCUCCAAUAAUAUCAACGAACCAAUUUGUCCUAGAAGAUCAGGCUUUUUUUGGCUUGGCUCAGAUUUUCUCAGUCAUGCAGAUGUUCGUGCUAGGACCACGGCUGAUCCUUGGCAUUCGAGAAUAUAAUGCCAAACUCGUGGCUGACUCUGACGCAGCAACCGGCAUGACCUCAAUCGCUUUCCAAGAGCGCGUGCAUAUAUCGACUGGCAGUAGUGUGUAAUGCUCGGUGAAGUUGACGAGAACCGUUGUCUAGUGCUUGCAGGGAGCACAGGAAAUUUGUUUUUUGUUUAUAUUCCAAGCCGGUGCUCCAGUAGUUAUUUAGUGUCACAAAAUAGAUGUCAAGGAAACAUAGGUUUAGACAAUAGUUUCGUCGUAGUAUUUAU